AUGGCCCUUCGACCUCGCUCUGAAAGCUCAACCUGUGACCCACACGCCUUCGAGGAGCUAAGUUUGAUUUUGCUGUUAACAUUCGUUGUUCUGUUUCUCAUCACCAGCCUGGUUCUGGUGUAUAACUUCCCUAUCCGCAGAAAACGGGCCCAUCGAAAUGGCCAUGCAAAAGAGGGAGCACUUUGGACAGUACUGGGAUUGUCCCUUGGAGCCCAAUCAAUAGCGUAUAUAUUGGACCUUGCAAGUUUGGUUACUUCGCAGUGCUCACCUACGUCUGAAAUGACCCCCUUUACGCUCGAUAUAGUCACCGGCUGUCUUGGCUUUAUCUCCGGAUUUCUCCUACUCGCCGCGACACUGCUUCCAAUCACUCGUCUGAUGCACGAGUGUGCGGGGGGGGUACUGUCACGAGUUACUUCUAUCGGCCAUAAAACGCUUGUCAUACUGAUGGGGGCUGACGUGAUUGUCUGCAUUGCACUGUUGAUCUGGCUCAUUACCGACUUUAACGUUGACUUCACUGCAUUCGCUCGGUUUGCUGUCGGCCUCUAUGGGGGCCUAGCAGGGAUCUUCGUCAUUGUAUAUCAUAUACUGGGAGUUCUCGGAUCAUUUACGGCCUUUGUGAACCAUAUCAUAGCCAUUAAGAGGGCGCCUCAGCUUCGCAGGAGCGGUAAAUUACGGACACUUGCACACCUCCUCACGAUAGCCCAAUUUGCAAAGUACGCCACUAGUAUCAUCGUGAUAUGGGUUGAUAGUGGUAUUGAGAGCUAUGUUCUGAACCACAUAUUCCUGCUGACAGCCAUAGCCUCUGCCCUGUACUAUGUGCCCAACGCAGCAUUGGCAGUUGCCAAUAACACCGAACCACCUCGAUAUGAUCAGGGAAUUCCAACCCCUGUUUACAAGACACAGUACGCUCCAGUGAACACGUUCCCUCAAGACGAGACGUAUUAUUCCCAGGGAAACGAGAACAUGACCGAAGCCUACGAUGUCCCGCCAGUACCACCUGUCGGAAGACCACAAGAACUAGCAGGUGGAUAUACCAAAGUACCACAGCUAUCGGGCCCUCCGCUGCAGCCGUUAUCGUCACCAUCAUCACCAGCUAGGCGGCACGACCACCCUGUGGAACUACCAAAUCAGACUCCCCAGCCUUCAUGA
This is a messenger RNA of Nannizzia gypsea CBS 118893, 1149 nucleotides long. RefSeq lists its product as hypothetical. The transcript is spliced from 3 exons. Bases 1 to 1149 code for a protein of 382 amino acids. The record is from RefSeq and is a predicted model, not a curated record. NCBI's taxonomy places the organism in Eukaryota, Fungi, Ascomycota, Eurotiomycetes, Onygenales, Arthrodermataceae.